Molecule: messenger RNA, 3972 nt
Organism: Anolis carolinensis (green anole)
Lineage: Eukaryota; Metazoa; Chordata; Lepidosauria; Squamata; Anolidae
Product: zinc finger protein 135-like
Exons: 2
Coding region: 648-1841 (397 amino acids)
Source: RefSeq, a predicted model, not a curated record
CAUUGGCCGCGUCCCGCUCAGCCCUCCUUUGAUUGACGGGCCUUGUGUGGGCCUAUUGAGGCCUGUGAAGCCACGGACUGGGAGUUGUAGUUCGCCCUCAACCGGGGACACUGGGACCCCCACCCAGGAUGGGCCCGGACCGCCCUCGGCACACGGAGCCCCCAAGGACGUGAGAGUUCUCUGGAGCCACCCCUGCCGUGAUGGGAAACGAACCAGCUUCUAGUCGAUAUUAAGGCAUUUGGAAACCAAAGUGCAGGAAGGAAACCAGUCCUCUAGGAAAAAGGAUUCCUCUCAAGGGGCUGAUCCUGCAGAAUUCCUACAUUCACUUUGGAUUAUAGAGUAGAACCAUAGAGUCGGAAGAGACUGCAUGAGGCACCCAGUCCAGGCCUCUGCCGUGCAGGAAAAGCGCAAAGUACCCCUGACAGAUGAGCAUCUGGCCUCUGGUUAAAGGAUUCCAAAGGAGCCUCCACUGCAUUUUGAGGCAGAGAGUUCCACCGCUGAACAGCUCUUACAGUCAGGAAGUUCUUCUUAAUGUUCAGAUGGAAUCUACUUUCCUGUAAUUUGAACCCACUGCUGUGAGUAAUCAGAAAGGGAAAAACAAGAAUCAAGUGUCCUUAUUGGAAUUACAUGUACAUAACACUACUGACAUGGAGAAGAAAGCAUAUAAAUGUAUUGAAUGUGGAAAGAGCUUUAGUUAUAGUUCAACUCUACAAACACAUCAAAGGACUCACACUGGGGAGAAACCCUUUACAUGCCUGGAGUGUGGCCAGAGCUUCACUCAUAGUUCAUAUCUACGUAAACAUCACAGGAUUCACAUUGGGGAGAAACCCUAUAAAUGCCUUGAGUGUGGACAGAGUUUUACUCGGAAGGGAAGCUUACAAACACAUCAAAGAACUCACACUGGUGAGAAACCCUAUAAAUGCCUGGAGUGUGGACAGAGCUUCACUCAUACUUCAGGCCUACGUUCACAUCAAAGGACUCACACUGGGGAGAAACCCUAUAAAUGCCUGGAGUGUGAACAGAGCUUCACUCAGAGUUCAGGCCUACGUUCACAUCAAAGGACUCACACUGGGGAGAAACCCUAUAAAUGCCUAGAGUGUGGACAGAGCUUCUCUCAGAGUUCAGGCCUACGUUCACAUCAAAGGACUCACACUGGGGAGAAACCCUAUAAAUGCCUGGAGUGUGAACAGAGCUUCACUGAUCGUUCAGUCUUACGUAGACAUCAAAGGAUUCACACUGGGGAGAAACCCUAUACAUGCCUGGAGUGUGGACAGAGCUUCACUCUUAGUUCAGGCCUACGUUCACAUCAAAGGAUUCACACUGGGGAGAAACCCUAUAACUGCCUGGAGUGUGGACAGAGCUUUACUCAGAAGGGAAACUUACAUUCACAUCAAAGGACUCACACUGGGGAGAAACAAUAUAAAUGCUUGGAGUGUGGACAGAGCUUCACUCAUAGUUCAGGCCUACGUAGACAUCAAAGGACUCACACUGGGGAGAAACCCUAUAACUGCCUGGAGUGUGGACAGAGCUUUACUCAGAAGGGAAACUUACAUUCACAUCAAAGGACUCACACUGGGGAGAAACCCUAUAACUGCCUGGAGUGUGGACAGAGCUUUACUCAGAAGGGAAACUUACAUUCACAUCAAAGGACUCACAAAGGGGAGAAACCCUAUAACUGCCUGGAGUGUGGACAGAGCUUUACUCAGAAGGGAAACUUACAUUCACAUCAAAGGACUCACACUGGGGAGAAACCCUAUACAUGCCUUGAGUGUGGACAGAGCUUCACUCAUAAUUCAAAUCUACACUCACAUCGAAGGACUCACACUGGGGAGAAACCAUAGAAAUGCAUGGAGUGUGGACAGAGCUUUUCACGGAAUAAGGUAAUACAGUACAGUCUCACUAAUCCAAGAUAAACGGGCCGGCAGAAGCUUGGAUAAGCGAAUAUCUUGGAUAAUAAGGAGGGAUUAAGGAAAAGCCCAUUAAACAUCAAAUUAGGUUAUGAAUUUACAAAUUAAGCACCAAAACAUUAUGUUAUACAACAAGUUUGACAGAAAAAGUAGUUCAGUACAUAGUAAUGUAAUUACUGUAUUUACGAAUUUAGCACCAAAAUAUCACGAUAUAUUGAAAACAUUGACAACAAAAGUGGCUUGGAUGAUCCAGAGGCUUGGAUAAGCGAGGCUUGGAUAAGUGAGAGUCUACUGUACAUCAUAGAAUCAUAAGAAUUUGCUCAGAGUGGAACUUUACGUUCCCAUCAAAGAAUUCACACUGGGGAGAAACCGUAGAAAUGCAUGGAGUGUGGACAGAGCUUUUCUUGGAAUAAGGUUAUACAUAGACAUCAUAGAAUUCAACCUGGAGAGAAUGGUGUUAAUUGACCCCAGAGUGUCAUUCUAACAUGUACAAAAGCAACUCUUGCACAUUUUGGAAAUUCAAGCUCAUUUCAUCACAUGUGGUGUAUUGUAGGAAGAUUGAACUAAAAUAUGUUCCAUUCUGGAAGUAAACAAGGUUACAUGAAACUAGAGUUUUAUAUGCUGAGAAUGUUGGAUGAUCAAUUAGAAUGAAAACAUGGAUAGUUACUGCGAGAUACUCAAGUAAGAAUUGACAAGUAAGAAGGAAUGUUUUAUUCCAAAGCAAAAACAAUGGCUUAUGAAGACCUGCAAAUUAGCCACAACGAACAAACUGACAAUAACAUGGGCAAAUGUCAGUUGUAAUAGCUAUUAAUUGGAAGUGUGUUAUCACAAAUAGAAGUGUUGUUAUAUUAUAUUAUCGAAAGGGAGUAGAAUAAUGAGAGAUAGAAAUUAACAGAUAGAAUGAGGCUUUUAGGCACGUAUCCCUGUCUGUUUGUUAGUUCAGUUGUGUGUCUAUGUAGGUCACUGUUUUGCUAGUGUGUUAGUUUUGUAUCUCAUGUAGUAGUUAGUUUCAUGUUCAGUUGAAGCAUUAUAAAUUAUUUCUGCCUUCCUUGUAUUGUUACUUUUAAUUUUUAAUUUUCAAAAAAUAGGGUGAUUUAUAAGGGUCAAAACGGCUGAAACUGGAGGGGUGGGUCGAAAUGGCUGACUUAUCGAUUUUCUGUAUUUGAAAACAAAUUGUAAUGCUUAGAACCGCUAUUAUGAAUUGUGAUGCAUGUUAACUAUAUAACUAUAUACAAUUGAUUAUAGACAUAUAAUUGACACUGAAUCAGACAUGUAUACAAUAAAUUAGUCUUGAUGUAUCAAGGGUGUGUGUGUGUGUGUGUAAGGAACGGGAGUGUUUGUGUGGGUGCUUGUGAAGAACAGAAGAAACAGGCCUCAAAAGAAAAUGGAGUCCACGCAAAGUCUGACAUGGGAUGGACUUGGCGGGUGAAGCAAGGGAUCAGCAAGGCGUCUCUCACCUGGCAAGACGGAACGAGGGUCCAGGAAGGCCUAUCCGAAUAACCACGGGCAAUGAAGUGUGCAGCUGGCACCCCAUACGUCAUGCAGCCUGAGACUGAGCAUGUUUUGAAACCAGGCCGUAAGAACAGAAGGAACUGAAAGAAGGACGAAACUUUAGGCCAGGGGUCCUCAAACUUUUGAAGUGGAGGGCCGGUUGACGGUCCUUCAGACUAUUGGGGGGGCUGGACUAUGAUGAAAUAGUCCAAAAUUAGGAUUGUUGUUGUUGUGUGCCUUCAAGUCAUUUCAGACUUAGGACAACCCCAAGUCUAAAGCUUAGGACAGGGGCCAGGUCAAUGACCUUGGGGGCCGCAUCUGGCCCACGGGCCUUCGUUUGGGGACCCCUGCUUUAGACUAUCAAAUGCAGGGGCCUCAAAGAUCCAGCACGCUUUCCGGAACCACCAAGACCACGUCUGUCGGGAGAACGUGAUCACCUCUUCCGAGCAGGGCCUGUGCAUGAGAAUAUGGAUGUAUGGACCUGCGUGUGGGUGAGAGCUCUCUCGGGAUGUGAUUUUGAUAUGAUUGUGAUGUGAUUAUCAAUAAAUGUUACAAUGCAAGUGUUAAAACCAAA